AUGCGGAUGCCAGUCUGCUCCUUAUCUAUCUAUCUAUCUAUCUAUCUAUCUAUCUAUUUCAGUCUGUUCGUAUCUAUCUCUCUUUAUCUCUAUUUAUCUAUAUAUUUAUUGCAGUCGGUUCCUUAUCUAUCUAUCAAUCUGCUCAUUAUCUAUCUCAGUACUGAUUGUGGAUACGUAUGCAUGAGUUUAUUUUUUCUCUCUCACAAACACACGUUCUCUCUCUCUCUCUCUCUCUCUCUCUCUCUCUCUCUCUCUCAAUCUCUCUCAAUCUCUCUAUGCAUGUGUGUGCGUGUAAAAAUUAAGUUCAUCGAUGCACCUGCUGCUGUAGCUUCUCCUUGUGCGUGUUGUCAUAACAACACUGACGUCACAGCCGCCCAGUCCACAGACUCUGUGAAAAGUCUUCUGCUCAUUACUUAUCUAUCUAUCUAUUGCAAUCUGCCCAUUUUACCUAUCUAUCUAUCAAUCUAUCUAUUUUGGUCUUUUCGUAUGCACCUAUUUCUCUCUCUCUCUCUUUCUCUCUCUCUCUCUCUCUCUCUCUCUCUCUCUCUAUCUAUCUAUCUAUCUAUCUAUCUAUCUAAAUAUAUAUAUAUUGCAUUCUGCUCAUUGUCUAUCGAUCUAUUUCAAUCUGUUCUUAUCUAUUUAUUUCUCUCUCUCUUUAUCUAUCUAUCUAUCUAUCUAUCUAUAUGCGGGUCGUGA
Molecule: messenger RNA, 696 nt
Organism: Acanthosepion pharaonis
Lineage: Eukaryota; Metazoa; Mollusca; Cephalopoda; Sepiida; Sepiidae
Source: the annotation of a GenBank genome assembly